Messenger RNA from Episyrphus balteatus (marmalade hoverfly), 1668 nucleotides. RefSeq lists its product as uncharacterized. NCBI's taxonomy places the organism in Eukaryota, Metazoa, Arthropoda, Insecta, Diptera, Syrphidae. Gene Ontology annotation, biological process: glycine biosynthetic process; L-threonine catabolic process. The record is from RefSeq and is a predicted model, not a curated record. The transcript is spliced from 6 exons. Gene Ontology annotation, cellular component: cytosol. Gene Ontology annotation, molecular function: L-allo-threonine aldolase activity. The coding region runs from base 215 to 1456 and encodes 413 amino acids.
AUAGAUAGAUCAGUUCACUUCAAACGUUCGAACAAGCAAGUCGAUAUAGUGCGUUUAUUAGCGUAUUAUUACUAAGAAAAGAAAAACAAAUUUGUGUUGUUAAUAUUUUUUAAAAGUCAAAUUUUGUAUCAUUAUAACUAUUUAUAAUUUUUUAUUUAAAAUAAUCUUCGUUGGGAUAAAGUUUAUAAAGUGUAAAAAAAAAAACUAAUUCAAGAUGCAGCAAAAACACCAUGUUGUUGACAUUCGUUCAGAUACCAUAAGUCAACCAACAGCUGAAAUGCGUAAAGCCAUGUUUGAAGCUAUUGUUGGUGAUGAUGUUUAUCAUGAAGAUCCAACAGUUAAAGAACUUGAAAAUAAAGGAGCACAGCUAUUUAAGAAAGAAGCUGGUCUAUUUGUACCAAGUGGUACAAUGGGGAAUUUAUUGGCAGUAAUGGUGCAUUGCAGUCGACGUGGAACGGAAGCAAUUGUUGGUGAUUUAUCUCAUAUUUUUCUAUAUGAACAAGGUGGCGCUGCACACAUAGCCGGUGUGCAAUUAGCUACCAUCAAAAAUAAGCCAGAUGGGACGUUCUGCCUGAACGAACUGAAACGGAAAUUCCGCCCCGACGACUGCCAUGAGCCUAGUACAGCGCUGGUAAUUGUGGAGAACACCCACAACAUGUGCGGCGGCCGAGUCCUGCCACUGGAAUGGCUGGACCAACUUGCGGAUAUUUGUAAAAAACGCUCAACAAAAGCCAAUGGAGGAUGUUAUGGAGGAAAUGGCGGCGGUGGCGGUGAGGAUGAGAAUGACGUUGGCAAUGGCAAUGGCGUUGGUGGCAAGGGCGGCAGCAUUGCUCUUCACAUGGAUGGAGCUAGAGUGUUUAAUGCAGCCGAAGCAAUGGGCACCACAGUGGAUCGCAUCGCCAGGGACAUCGAUUCGGUGUGUUUCUGUCUGAGCAAAGGACUCUCAGCGCCAGUGGGGUCGAUGCUAGUUGGAUCAAAGGAUUUUAUCAAUGAAGCAAGACGUCUUCGUAAGGCUCUUGGAGGUGGUAUGCGUCAAGCUGGUAUUCUUGCUGCAGCCGGCUUAGUUGCAUUGAGUUCCAGCGUAAAAGUCCUCAAAGAACAUCAUCGACGAACGUAUCGUAUUGCCGAAGCCAUCCACAAGUUGAAAAGUCCAUUUAUAACAGUUCAUAUUGACAAUGUUCAAACAAAUAUCCUUUUGAUACAUAUCAAGACUGAUAAAAUAACUGCCAGUGAUUUUGCUGCCCGUCUAGGAUGUGUGACAGAUAAAGAAUUGGCUGCCGGAGUUGUUGCGGACAAAACUAACCCCAAUUGUGGAAUAAUCUUAAAAGUUAGUUCAAGAGACUGGGAAUUUGCACGAGUGGUACUUUACCAACAAAUAACUGACUUGGACAUUGAUUUGGCCAUCAAAAAGUUAAACUAUGUUAUAAGGGAAUAUGACAGUCAAUUGGCUCAUUGACAAAAAGGAUAAAUACAAUAUACACAUUUCUAUACAGCUAACCAACAACAUAAGAAGAAGAAGGAAGGAGAAAAAUAAAAAUAAAUAACAUAUAAAAUAGGAAAAGAAAAAAAAAAAAAAAGGGCACAAGAAUGGUGUGAAAUUGACCCUUCAAUGGCAGAAUAUUGACAUAAACUUUACAAAAUAAACAAAAGAAAAUUAGUUAUCCUUUA